AUGUUUUUCCUCAUCGGUGCCAACGUGCCUGUGCUCUUCUUUGAACGGACCAUGACGAUUAUAAAGGAGACGUUCGCUGGCGGCUCGGACAGCUUAUUUCUGAUACCUGUAUUGUGGGUCGUGUUCGCUUGCACUAUACCAGUGGUCGACUCACUUCGGAAACACGAUCCUGACAUUCAGGAUCUCCCUCGCGAGAUUCCCAUGCGAACCGUCUCCGACACAGGUAAUGCGGACACGAGCAUAGAGAGCAGGGAUCGCGCGCUCUCGGAGUCGUCGUCCGCCAGCGCCAACACCGCUCGCAGAAGGGGAUCGGUCGACGACUCCUCGUUCAUAGCCUGA
Messenger RNA from Prorocentrum cordatum, 339 nucleotides. The record is from the annotation of a GenBank genome assembly. NCBI's taxonomy places the organism in Eukaryota, Dinophyceae, Prorocentrales, Prorocentraceae.